Messenger RNA from Carlito syrichta (Philippine tarsier), 2544 nucleotides. It is a transcript of the gene RAB22A, whose product is annotated as RAB22A, member RAS oncogene family. The transcript is spliced from 7 exons. Gene Ontology annotation, molecular function: GTPase activity; GTP binding. The coding region runs from base 288 to 872 and encodes 194 amino acids. The record is from RefSeq and is a predicted model, not a curated record. Lineage: Eukaryota; Metazoa; Chordata; Mammalia; Primates; Tarsiidae.
CGAGGUGGGCGGGGAGGUCAGGUGACCCGGCCGGCGUCCCAAGAUGGCGGCGGUGGUGACUCCCGGAAGGCUGUGGCGGCGUCCCGGCUGCUGAGGUGGGCCCCAAGCGGCUGGCAGCUGACGGGACGGGCCGGAGGCCGGAGGACGAGCAGCUGCCGCCUCUGCGCGCCCCGCAGCCGGGGCUGGGCCGUGCGGCGGCGGCGGCGCCGGGGGAUGUUGGUGCUGGGCCGGGCCUCUCCCUCCUCAACUUAGGGCGGCGGCUGGCCCGCGCCCCUGGCUCCCGGGCCAUGGCGCUGAGGGAGCUCAAAGUGUGUCUGCUGGGGGAUACAGGUGUUGGUAAAUCGAGUAUUGUAUGGCGGUUUGUGGAAGACAGUUUUGAUCCGAACAUCAACCCAACAAUAGGGGCAUCUUUUAUGACCAAGACUGUCCAGUACCAAAAUGAGCUACAUAAAUUCCUAAUCUGGGAUACAGCUGGACAAGAACGAUUCCGUGCCUUAGCACCAAUGUACUAUCGAGGGUCGGCUGCUGCUAUCAUCGUUUAUGAUAUCACAAAAGAAGAGACAUUUUCAACAUUAAAGAAUUGGGUCAAAGAGCUUCGACAGCAUGGCCCACCUAAUAUUGUAGUUGCCAUUGCAGGAAAUAAGUGUGAUCUUAUCGAUGUAAGAGAAGUCAUGGAGAGAGAUGCUAAGGACUACGCCGACUCCAUUCAUGCAAUUUUUGUAGAGACCAGCGCAAAAAACGCGAUAAACAUAAAUGAACUCUUUAUAGAAAUUAGUCGAAGAAUUCCAUCCUCUGACGCCAAUCCGCCAUCUGGCGGUAAGGGCUUCAAACUCCGAAGACAGCCUUCAGAGCCUAAGCGAAGCUGCUGUUGACUGAGCCUCAGCCUCUCAGACUCGAUGGUGAAGUAGGUGGUCCUGAAAGUUAACAGGAGGGCUGGGGUCCCUGCCACCACUUUUCACCUAGCCAGUCUUGAGUCUUCUUCAUGCAAAAAGGAUUCACAGAAAUUGACCGGUCUGUUCUCUCUUCAAAGACUGCAACAGUGAUGUUUCAGUCUGUGGACUUCUGUUAUGUAAGGAAUCUCUGGUACAAAGGGACUGCAUCGUUGGCUUCUGACCUCGCCGGAAAGGAACAUAUGAUUGUGUGGAUGGGAGGAUUAAAUUGCUGGGUAGUUUUGUAAUCAAGAUUUUAUGUAACAUUUGUAAAGGGAAAAUAAGCACUUUGCUGGGUUUUGAGGGGAAAAAAACCUUGUGAAGAUGACCAUUUCCUUGGUUUCUGUUACCACUGUUAGAGGGAGUUGUAGCCUUUAAAAUGUGGUAGGAUAUUAUAAGCAGAGAGAUGGCAAUUAUUAUUUGAAGCUAAAAUGGGUUAUUUAUAGGACUGCUGGAAACGAUUUCAUCUCUAAAGCACUUUUCAUUGAAUUUGUUAGCCUGGAACACGUACAGAAAAUUAACAGUGAUGAUAGCAGAUGCCUGGCUCACACUGGCUUUGCUUCUGACCCUGUCAUUUACGUGUCACCAGACACAUUAUUGGCACCUUUUUAAAUAAGCUCUCCUGAUCAGGAUGGUGUGGUAAAGAAGCUGCUUGGAAUAAAUUGAAUUGCAUAUGUUCUAAACUGAGUAGCAGUGGCUCUAAAAAGAAGAGGAAAGAAAGUGAAGAAAGUGGUGUCAAUGCUGUCCGUUUUUAUUUAAUCCAAGUAUUUUAGUGGGGAAGAACAAGUAUCAGUUGCUUCGCAUAUGUAAAGUUGUAGUCUAUAUUUAUGAGUCCAUUGCUUAAAGAUGAUAAAUUAUGUAAAUAUAAUACAUGCGUGAGUUUCAUUUGCCAUUCCAUUGAAUCUCGCUCCCAACCUUGCGUGUGCUCACCCCUUUUCCAGCCUGUCCAUGGGAGACUGAAGCGCAUUUGUGCUGUGCAGAGGCGUAUAGCACUCGCUUACAGCCUUUCAAGAUUUCGCUGCCUUCCCUUCUACCCGCCCCUCUUCCCUCAGGAUCCCAUCUGGAAGUCAUAAUAAAAACAUAUGCCACUUUGACAACCCUGACUAGUCCUUACUAGCCUUAGGGUAAAAGAUUAAGCUCCUGAGCUCAAGUCAUUUACCUGGUCUUGAUAAUAAGUUUCUUUUAGCUUUUACAGUGACCUCAGACCAACUGUUUUAAGAGAGCUCUUCUUGUUAACAAUUUCGCUUAUCUUUUUGUUUCCUUUAUUUUCCCCUGCCUCUGUUAGUGGUUAACACUCUUUUCCCUCAGGGAGCCUAAUGAGGUUUUUAAUAUAAUCUAAAAAUAAAGCACUGAAGUGAAGUUGGUGAAAAUUUGUUCCUGGUCUAAUUUGGCACCCUUCCAACCUGAGUAUUGUAAGGGAAGGAAAUUUACAAGAUUAAAUAGGAAAUGAAGCAACUUGAAUUUAAAACUAAAUGGUGUUUUCAGAGCGACCCUUAAACUGAACAAUCGAAACUUUUUAAAAUAAUUAUCUCUUUGUGCCCCCCACUUCAUGUGGAUUUCAGUGGGAAGAUUAUAACUCAGGUUAAGUUAAAAAAAAAUUAUCUUUUCCCUGUUG